CGAAAAUUCUCUAACAACUUUAUUCCCAAAGGGAAAUUAAAUAAAUUUAACACCACCAGACGGCAUUUGGUCCUUUGAUUUAUAAGAGUGCUUUUGUGUUCAGAUGCAGGUAGGUCACCUGCAGUUUGACUAGAGAAAAUUAUUAAAUAUGCCUUUUAGAAAUGUCACAUAUUAAGAGAGGGAAAAUGAAAACACCAGACAACUUGUACAUUUUGUCCAUGGACUGGUCAAAGAUAUAGGAGGGAGCCAGUGGAUGUAGAUGUAGAACUGGGUGGUGUCUCUAUCUUCUUGGUUCUAGUCAGAACUCCAGCAGCAGCGUUCUGGACCGUUGGUUUCAUAGUCAGACCUGUGAAGACGCUAAAGAUGUGGACUAUUGUGCAAUAUAGUUGAGUAAUUCAGUUCAGAGAAUGUACAUUAAUGUUUGGCUACAUUUAAUAACUUAAAUAUUAGUUUAUUAUGGCCAUUAUUAGUUUAAUACCAAGUAGUAGUUUUGGUGGAGUCACUUAGUUUUUCCUUUAAUCUUUGCAUUUUAUGGUGUACAAAAAAGCAAUGUCCUGAAAUAUUUACAGAAGUUAAAUAUUCAGCCUCUGCCUUAGUCUCAGAAAAACUGGUCUUGACUCCAUGCCUGUUUUAUAGUAAUGGAUUAUCUUGGACACAAGACUUUAUGUAAACAGAUUGAUUUGUUUGGUUUUUGAGUGUGUAAAUACUAGAUGUCCUAGUACAAUCACUUAGCAUGAGCUGCUUUGUAAUUUUUACUAAUUUGGAUUUACAGUGCAGAACAGCAGGAAACCCCACAGAAACACAAAUAUGUUGAAAGAACUUACGUCAUUAAGAAUAAAAAUUUAUCUUCAUCUUUUAGUAUUUGGUUUAGUUUUUUUCAUAUUUCAUUUAAAAGUGUUGCCCCAUGUUCAGUGAGCUGAAUUUAAGUUAUUUUGCUUUUUUCCAGGGAUGACACUGUGGGACCAUGCUGACCUUCUAAAACACAUGAAAGAAAGGCCACAGAACUUUAAUAACUUUGCCAUAAGUACCUCUGAAUCAACUGAGGCCAAAUAUUCAUCACUAGAUAUUAAAGGAUCACUAAAGGCAAGUGUCUUAAGCGGAACUGUUGAAAUUGCAGGAUCUGCCAAAUACCUGAAUGAUGACAAGACCUCCAACCGCCAAGCCAGAGUAACGCUGUCAUAUCUUGCAAGCACAAAGAUCCAGGAGCUAUCUAUGGAUCAUCUUGGUGAAGACAACAUGAAGCAUCCUGAGGUUUUUGAGAAGGAACUAGCAACACAUGUAGUCACAGCUAUUCUCUAUGGAGCACAGGCUUUCUUUGUGUUCGAAAGGGAUGUUUCUGAGAAGGAAAACGUCACUGAAGUUCAGGGAGACUUUAAAGUUGCACUUUCAAAAAUUCCAAAAGUUACAGGAGAAGCUGCUGUUUCAGGUAAAACAACAAGCAAAGAAAUAAAAACUGCAGAGGGAUUCACCUGUAAGUUUUAUGGAGAUAUUUUUCUUAAAGAAACUCCUGUAACAUUUCAGGAUGCCAUUCAAGUUUAUCAAAAUCUGCCACAGUUACUGGGAGCAAAUGGAGAAAAUGCAGUCCCAAUGAAGGUGUGGAUGUUGCCUCUCACGGUUUUUAACCCUUCAGCUGCUAAACUGGUCAGAGAAAUAAGUGUAGGCUUAGUUCAAGAAGCCCAGUGGCUCUUGGAGGACUUCAAACAGCUGGAUGUCAGGUGCAAUGAUGCACUAAAAGCCAUUGCCACGAAGUUUCCACAGAUUGGUCAAAAGCUUAAACACUUUAAAGAAAUGUGCUCCAACACCAAGUUGGAAUUCCAAGCGGAUCUUACUGAGAAACUUCCAUCAAUCCGAGGAGGAAAAGAAACAGAGGUGGAGCUGGCAGAGAUCCUGAAGAAGAGAUUUUCUUCUCCUUUCAACAACAAAAGCCUGAACCAGUGGAUGGACUGUAAAGAGAAAGAAAUCUACAUGCUAAAUGCUUUGACUAGCAAGAUGAAAAAUACAAAGCUGAUGACAUCUCAUAAUGAUAUCUAUGGUGAAAUGUUCUGUAAAAAGUAUGUUGCAUGCUUUAUGUUCAUGUCACUGGGAAACGAUGAAGAAUUUCUAUCAGAUUUCUGUAAAAGCAAAAAACCAACAACAACAGAGACUGAGCUCAAUGGUGAUUCUCAGCGAACAUACGAUAUAGAGAAGCAACAAUGGUUCUCCUCAAGAGCAAUAACAGAGAAAAUGUGGACAAAAGCCAAACGCUUCCAUGAUUUUGCAGAAGCCAACAAGGAGAACAAGGAGAUGAAGUUCCUGGCUGCAAGUUUAACUGAUGAUAACCAUGAAGGUCCAACCAUCUACCUUUAUGAAGAUGGCUUCCUCAUCAAUGAGAACUUUGAGCCUCCUUCAGUACCUGAAACUGUGACAGCUGCUGAUGUAACCCACAGCAGUGUGACUCUGAAGGUUUCUCCUCCCAGGUUUGGAGCAGAGAGCGUCACCUCCUACUCUGUGGAGUUCUGUGUCAGAGGACAAGAUGGAUGGAGACAACAGAGUGAACCAAAAUCUGGAGAAAUCACAGUGACCCACCUGCAGCCAAACACAGAGUACGUGUUCAGAUGCAGAGCUGUGACCUCAGCAGGUGUUGGACCGGCCAAUGAAGUCAGUGAUCCCAUCAGAACAUCACCUCCCUCCACCCAGGAAUAAGUUCACUGAUUGGGACGAAAAAUAAGGGAACUACUUUGUGUCAAAUUUUAAUUAAUCAAGUUUGAUGGAUUAAAAUGCCACGCCCAAAUCAAAUAUCGAUAAAUCGAUGCUAUCGCACAGGAACAUCUGUUAAAUCUGCAUCAUAAAAUGCUUAUCGUAUAAAACAUCUGUUUUAAUAAGUUUAUAUAAAAUGCUUAUCCUAUAAAAACAUCUGUUUUGAUUUAAAUUAAUUUCUUAUCAAUAUAAAACAGACAGGAUUCUGGAACCUUCUCUUAAAUCAAAUGGUGACCCAGCCCACUUUUAUUAGUUUAUGUUUGAAUGGACCAAUAGAGAUAAAGGGGUGGGAUUUCUGUUUUUCUGCUUUAAAUAUGUUUCGGAGGCCCUGUCAUUCUACUUGUUGCAUUUGGGAGAGAAAGAACCACUUUGCUCUGACAGAAAAAAAAAUGGUUCGCAUUAAAAGAGAAAAGCCUCCAAAGAGAAGACAUCAGGAAACCAAUCGACUGCCAUGUGCCUCAUCUGCAGAUGGACAAACCAUCACGAGACCCUGCUUCAUCACUGAUGCUUCAUCCUCUACACUCCUGGAUAGAAAUCUGAUCCUACCUCCAUCAGCAUUCGAAUCCUCAAUUCAGCACGAGAUUCCCACCUUCCAGGACUCCAAGCAUCCUCCACCGCCUGAUUCCUCUGGAUCACCCCCUGCGUCUUCUGAAACUCCUUCAUCCGGCGUGGGAAAAAAACGACACCGCACAGUGUUACCCAGUGGGACAUCGCUCCUUUGUGAGACACCAGUCUCUGUUUAUGAGAACCCAGACCGCACAUUGGGUGCACCACGCAAGGCCACCUUUUUUCUGUGCCGAGUGCAGAAGCCAUCAUGCCAUGUCCUGCAACAGGAGUGGUCAUUGAAACCUUAUGGAAUGUCUGGAAAAUGGGGAUACCUUUUUCGUUAUGAAACCGGAGAACUCUCUGUGUACCAGCUCGAGGAAGAAAAAGAACAACUAACAGCCUCAUCAGUGACAUGCAAUCUGACCUACAACGACUGGGCAGUGUUAAGGUUGGCAGUUCCUCGCAAGAGAAAAUCAACCCCACAACCAGAGGAUGAUAAAGAAAGACAAGAAGAAGGAAAAGAAGAAGGUGAGGAAGGAGAAAUUAAAGUUUCCCCUCCACCUUUCAAGCAAGCUAAACUGCAACCCUUUCCCUCUGAUCCUGAACUUGCUAAAGGUAAGAUUAUCUUUAGCGCUGUCUGGGAAAGCAAAACUACUCCAUCUGGGCGCUGGUUUUUACGCGCCAGCAUCCGUGAGAUGAACUCGGACACUACCUGUGACCUGUUUGUGCUGGAAACUUUCAAUUCAGACACAGGAAUAUUCAGGACCAUGGUGGCUGUCCCGUUUCAGGUAUGGUCAGAUAAAAUCUGGCAAGUUGGAGAUCUGAUCUCCAACUUGUUUCGAAGCUCCCGCACUUGGAUGGAUAUUUUAACUGUCAAGAAAAGAUUGAGAUUUUUAGCUCCGCCUCCAGAGCCAACCUCCUCUGAGGACCCACCCCCUCACCACUCUAUAUAAUGAGAGGAUUUCAGUGGGGAGGCCUGCCACAGACCAUCUUCUGCUCAUCAGGGGAGCUGGACUUACCAUGAAAGAAAGAAAAAAAGGCAACCAGCAGACUUUGGAUGCAUACUGGGACCCUAUCAAAAAGGUCUCACAAGGAGUCUUCACCCCUC
Messenger RNA from Poecilia latipinna (sailfin molly), 4390 nucleotides. Its product is annotated as stonustoxin subunit alpha-like. NCBI's taxonomy places the organism in Eukaryota, Metazoa, Chordata, Actinopteri, Cyprinodontiformes, Poeciliidae. Bases 949 to 2682 code for a protein of 577 amino acids. The record is from RefSeq and is a predicted model, not a curated record. The transcript has a single exon. Gene Ontology annotation, molecular function: protein binding.